ACGCUGAACUCAGUGGGGUAUAAUGGGCUUCAAUUCGUUGUUGCGUAAACUCAUCUGAAAAGGUAGAUAGAUGUGUUCCAUAUUUCGGGUUAAUCGUGUUGAUAAUAUACAUUUAACAUAUAUUUAACGACCGAUCUGUUUUCACAAAUUCUCUAAAUUAUAGCUCAACUGAAGUUUCACCUCCUACUUUUUGAACGUUGGUAUCGCCCUACCCAUCUGCUCAGCUCGGUGAGACUGAUUGAAACAGAUUGUAGUGCUCGCUCACCGGACAUGACGGCCGCAUCAAGUUUACUUCUGCUUGUGAAUUUACGGGGACGAUAUAUGUCGCUUCAGAACUACUUUCUAAUGUGAGAACUAACGCAACACCACUUCUCGAGUCCAAACAUGUCCCAGGGAUGUAUAGUUUCUGUGGAAGAGAUCCAGUCCUGGUGGGAAGUCCCCGCCAUAGCCCACUUCUGCUCGUUGUUCAGGACGGCGUUCAACCUUCCAGACUUUGAAAUAGAGGAGUUGGAAAGAGCUCUGUCAGAGCAGGACCUGGACUUUCUUGGGGACCUCAUUGCCUGUCUGUUGCAGGGAUGUUACCAGCGCACUGACAUAACCCCCGAGGCAUUUACCAGUUACCUGGAUGACAUCAUCAGCUACAGGUGGGAGCUGGAAGAGGGAAAGCCAAACCCUCUCCGAGAAGCAUCCUUUGAGCAUCUCCCAACCCGCACUCAGGUGGAGUUGGUGCAUCGGCUCUGUGAUUACCGGUUGGAUGCUGCAGAUGUCUUUGACCUGCUCAAGGGGCUGGAUGCAGACAGCCUGAGGGUAGAACCACUGGGGCAAGACGGAAAUGGAGCCCUCUACUGGUAUUUUUAUGGCACUCGUAUGUACAAAGAAGAGCCAGUUAAGAGGACAUCUGCCAAAAUCUGUGAACCCUCUGAAGUAACAAUACAGGAAAGAAAGAAAAGAGGAAGACCACCAAAGAAAAGAACACUUGACGAUCUCCAGCUAAGUGAAGUGGAAGGAGACAUCUCAGAAGACAAGUCAGACAAUGGCUUGGAGGAGCCUCCUGUAAAUAAAGGUGACAAGCGUGGCACUUGGUCCCUUAUUUGUGACUCAGAGGAACAGUGGAUUCAACUUGCGGAAAGCAUCAAGGACAAAACCUCCCCACAGGACCGACAUCUCUACCAUGUUAUCACAGAGAAUUUUCUGCCUGAGAUCAGCAGCAUGAUAGAACACAAGGAGCGGGAAAAGGAACAGAAACUACUUGACCCAGCCCCUGUUCGAACAUCUCAACAGUUCUUUGAAAAGUGCAUUCAAAAAGAAAAUGAGGAUGGUCUGAAUGCUGCUGAAGAGGAAGAAAAGAAGAAAGAUGAGGAGCUGGACAGGCAGGUCCUGCUGGCUGAACAGAGACUAGAAGAGGAGAAGCUGUUAGAGGAAGAGCGACAGAGGGAGAGGAUGGAGAAGAUCAAAGCUGUGGAAGAACGUGCAAAGAGGCGGAAGAUGCGAGAGGAAAAAGCCUGGUUGCUGUCUCAGGGACAGGAUCUGCCUCCCGAACUGUUGAAUCUGGAGCCUACAUCCCCUGUGAACCGAUCUCGAAAGAAGAAAGAUUUCUAUGAAAUUGACGAUGACUACACGGCCCUGUACAAAGUACUUCAGACUCUAAAAUCCCAUAAAGAUGCUUGGCCUUUCUUGGAGCCUGUGGAUGACUCUUAUGCUCCCAAUUACCAUGAAAUCAUUCAGACUCCCAUGGAUUUGUCUACCAUUGAGAAAAAGCUCAAUGAUGGAGACUAUAUUGCCAAGGAGGAGUUUGUUGCAGAUGUGAAGCUCAUGUUUGAAAAUUGUGUCGAGUACAACGGAGACGACAGUGAGUACACAAUCAUGGCAGAAUCCCUAGAACGGUGUUUUAGUCGGGCCCUGCUGAAACACUUUCCAGCCGAGGAAGGUGACACAGAUGAGGAAUUUCACGUUAAACGAGAAGACAAGGAGCGGAAGGACAAAAAGCGAAACCGCACCAGUAAAAACUUGGGACCUGAAAGUCUAAUUAGGGCAACUGAGCAAGUCCAACGCAAGAGAAGCUCCCAGGGAGGAAAAGACAGCAUGCUUGCAGAUGAAGAGGACAACAAGCUAAAACGACAACCACCUCCCCCUCACUGGACCAAUGGCCCUCCAAAGCCCCACAAUUUGCCUCCAAGCCAACAACGCAUUCAUGAAGGAGAUAUGAGAGGCAUGUAUCACCCAGGGCAACAGCUCCCUCGUCCACCUGGUCAUCCUGGUCCUCAUAUGUAUGCCCAAAGAAUGACCAUGGAGCCACGCUUUGCUUACCCUGCUCACAUUCCCAGGCAUGCAGACCCCAGAAACUUUCCGUGUAACCUCAACAUGCAGCCCGGCAUGGUUGAGGGGCCUCACAUGGGUCCACGGUAUCCAAUGGGUCCUGAUUCUAACCAGCAGCUACCUCCACACCAGCAGCAACAUCCUUACAUGGGUCCCACCCACGGUCCAUCUCUUGGUCCACGUCCCACGGCCUUACAGCCUGGACCUCCUUCUGAGGCAAGCAUGUAUCCAUACCACCAUCAUCCAGAAGGCCACACCCUAAACAGAUUCUCUGGACCAGAUAGACCAGCACAACACAACUACCCUAAUCUAAGACCACCUGGUAUGGGUAUGGCCAACAUGUGGACAGGUGUGAAUCAUCAGCAGAGGACAAAUGGGAUGCACAUACAAAACCCUAAUUCUGUCAACCAGACCAACUUUAAUUAUGGCAGUAUCCCACCUCCAGUGGGGCAAAGACCAUGGACAGAAGCUGCUGGAUACCCACACCCACCUGCAGGAGUUAACUCUCAGGGGUCGGUGUCUUCACGUCCCCCUGCACCCCUUACAGACUCCUCUGGCAGGACUUGUUUGGCUUCAAUGCUGGAAAGCCCAGAGAUGCUGGCCCUGCAGCAGCUGUCAGCCUCUUCUGGACCCCCUGCUGGUGCCUCUCAUCAGCACAGAGGCAACUUUCAGCAGUCUGGGCCCCAGUCAGGAAUUGGCAACAUCCCAGCUCACGCUUCCCAGAGGCCACCUCCUGCCCCAGAGCUUCAGCUGCUGCGUCCUGCACAAGACAAUGGACCAGACAGACAUGCUUUUCAGCCGACAAGCACACAGCCCAAAGGUACAGGAUCAGACAGUAGCAUGAUGCAUAAUGACAUUUCUAAAGGAACUAUAUCUCAAGAAAACACUUUACCAGUGAACCAAGAGAACGCGUCCAAACCUAAUCCAACUGAACACCAAUCAGUGACACCAGAGGGAACACACAGCCCCUCAAAGCUGAGCACACCUCAAGAUAAUCCUUCCAGACUGGGGCUCUUGCAUAGUUUAACACAGAGCCUCAAGCAGGAUUUUGGUGGCCACACCCAGCCCACUAACAAUUGUCUUCCUCAACCCAACUGUGCCACACAUCUGAAUACAAGUAACGACAGCUGCAAAGAUCCUGCUCCACUUAAACCAUCUAAGUCUAACCACAGUAGUCCAGGACAAAACGCUGCAAGCCCCACGUUUCCUCCUCAAAAUGACCUGCCACUACAUGUACCAGCAUCUCAGAGUCCCCCUCAGGAUUCACUCAUGCUCGCUGCAAAUCAGCAGAGCGAACAUGAGCAACAUAUCCAAAAACACCAGCAGCAGCCUCAGGCAACACAGAAUACUCCUCUUCAAUGCCGCCCUCUCAGCUCUCCACGGCCGCAAACUCAGAACACUCAACAAAACAUCUCACCCCAACAUUCUGCACAGAAAAGUCCUGUCCAUGAAGCAUCUCAUAGUUCUACACCACUGGUCCAACCAGCUGCCCCACUGCCCUCACAUCCUCGUCCUGCAGAACACAGUAAACGAGGACAGAGUGAAUCAGCAGGUAAAAAGGCCACAGAAGGUAGCACGGCUGCACCACAGCACACCAUGAAGAAAUCUGGACCUCAGAAUGGUGGUUUUAAAGAUGGGGAUUUGAACACAAAUCACAAUCAAGCCCAGCUGGUGGGUUGUGAUCCACUAUUGCAGGGUCCUAGAGGCCCUUCACCUGGUCACAGUCCAGUCAUGCCUGCCCAGUCUCAAGGCCAUUUAAAUGGAACUGGGGGUCCAUACAGGAUGGGAAUCCCCCCGCAUUCACACUACAACCAAAAUAACAUGAGCAGGUCAAUGCCUCCAUCUGUUCACUACCCUUACCACAACCAGCCCAUUAGUUCUCUUCACAAUCCUCCUCAACAUCUCUCCUAUCACCAGCAGGGAGGGGCUGCUUACCCCUAUCUCAUGCCUGGUCAACAGCGACCUCAGAGUCCAUCAAACCUGUACCCCUCUCAUCAGUACCAGCAGCAACAAUUUUACCCUCAGCACCACCCUCAAGCUCAAACCCACAACCAAGUCCACAAUAGAGGAGGUUAUCCUCCUGAAGAAUGGCAUCGGUCACAUUUUCCCCCUCAUCAGUCGAUGGCAUCUAAUGUCUACCCACAUCUAGCAAGAGGCAGCAGCCAAUCACAGGGUAGCAUGUUAACAUCUGUGGGACCUGGGCCUUUCUCUCUCCCUGGUCUAAUGUCGCCAGGCCGUAGGUCGGAAGCUGGGCUACACCUUAGUGGCCCAGAUGAAGGUAAGUGUGAAAGCCGGUCACAAGUCAGCACAGGAGGCAGCAGUGGUGGUGUUAGCCCAGCUCACACUGAGGGCUCUGAACGUCCUGAAAGCCCAAAAGAAAUCCUGGACCUGGACAGCCAUAAUGUUGCGGCGCGUCAGCGUGGCACCCAGCAACCCCAGCAGCAGCAUCCACCUGCGUCUGCUGCACACAUGUUGUCUGGCUACAUGAGCAACUCGCGUGGCAUGCAUCCUGGAAUCCAGCAAAAUACACCUCCUCUACCACACGUAGCCGGAAAAGUUGGCAAUGGAAGCCGGUACCCUCGCCAGCCAUAUCCAGAUCCAGGUCGUUACGCUGGCCAGAGGCCUCACCCACACCUCAUGGAAGCCUUACAUAGGCCCCAGCAGCUGCCUUACACCCCAGGUCAGACACACAUGGCUAUGUUCCAGCAGCCAAGGCCAGCGGGCCACUUCCAAGGCAUGAUGAUCCAGCAGAGUGUCCUGGCACCGGAACAGUUUCCACAUUCAGGGCAUCAUAUGAUGGCUGCGCCUGGUGGUCCUAGCAGUAAACAGGGAGUGUGACAUAUUAAUCCAUAACGAAAGAGGAUCCCGAUCAUGUCAGUGAGUAGAAUUAAAGAAAUGUCAUAAGUUUGAUCAGACAGACAAUGUUCAGAACGCCUCGACAUUGACAUUGAUUCUCUUUUUUUAAUGCUGGAGCAAAGCAUUUGUCUUUUGUUGCUCACCUUAAACUUCAAUCAGAAGAGCCAAUCAGACAGCUGGUCUUACUAAGAAGAUGUUAAAGAGAUCUGUCAUACAGCCGUUUUCAAACAGGUCACAGGACUGACUCUGAUGCUUGGUGAAACUGGAAUGGACUAUCAUAGACCAGUACCUGUCAACAGAACAGUGGCUUACCAAUAUAAGUGAUUUCACUUUUGUCAUUCAGAACAUUUUUCUUACCACUUGUCCAAAUGGCUAAAUUUGGGGGGCACUGCCACUAAGGAACCAUUUUCUGCUUAAAUAUUGCCAUAGGGAUGUAUUAAAACCACUGUAUAAAGCCUGGCCUUCUGUUCACCGUACAUUCAGACCCAAGUCCACAGAAAAGAGGAAAUUGACUUCUUUUACAGCAAAAUGUUAAAACUCAGGUGUAUAAAGAAGAUACUUUGACUUUGUCCAUGUCACCUUAAAGUCCUUGCAACUGCCUUGUUCUUCCCCAAGUGAAUGUAUAAAUAAAUGUGUAUUUGAAGCAGGGCAACUGCACGUGAAGGAGCACCAACACUGGAAAUCUGUCCCAAAAUACUUUUCUCUUUCACACACACACACACACACCAGUUUAACAGUUGUUUCUUUGCUCCUGUUGUAAAUUUUGAGAAUUUGCAUUCAUCAGAGCGGCCUUCAUUUAUCAGAAUGUCUUUGGUCAGCAGAGAAGGACUCUUACAAGGAUGUUAUGCACUACAUAGUUUUUGUUGUUCUCAGCAUCCUGGGACUAAGAGGCCUUGAUGAGUAGUUGAAAGCCAAUGCCUGUUAACACACAGUGUAUAUGUUUGAAAUACAUAAAAAUAUAUAUUUAUGUAACGACUGUCCUUUUCUCUUUAGAAGGCUUUUAGAUCCGUUAAUCUACAAUUGUCACAGUGUGGAACCCAUUGGCUGGUAUGUGCACAAACAAAACAAAUAUAGAUAAGUAACUCUGGUCAUUUUCUUGAUAAUUCCCUUCCAACAACUUCAAGCUUUAGGUUUACUGCCGUUUUCUUGUCAUGACAUGCGUCCUCAUUUUUGUUUUAUUGCCGAACACAUCCUCAGGGUCUACAGUUUCUAUAUACGGGUAUUUUGCUGUACUGGCAAAAAGGAAAUGUAACUGUGACAAAUCAUCCCAGUUCAAGUGAAAUGUUGUCUCAUAGUGUCGAACUAAUGUAAUUGACAGUUGAAGUGGAACACUGUAAUCCUUUAAAUUUGUUUAAUGUGGCCCCCUGUCACAAAAUGUAUUUUGGUCAACAUCUACAAUGGUGUGAUUCUGUAACUGCUGCACAUCUGCAUCCUCCCCCUAUCAUUAACGGUGCACCAGCAUCAUCUCAUGCAGUUAAGUGACAGCAGCAAACUAAUCUACCUCAUUCGGCCACAUGGUGGCAGAAUACCUUUCAGUUCCUUCUUUUAACUGGAUGAUUUUAGCACUACUUCAUAAUUUAGAAUUCCAGAAGUGAUGGCCUUAGCGUGAUAACAUACUGUAAUAAUUAUUCAGCUUGUCAUUUUGAGCCAUGUUGCAGUGUGUA
This is a messenger RNA of Cynoglossus semilaevis (tongue sole), 6836 nucleotides long. It is a transcript of the gene cecr2, whose product is annotated as CECR2 histone acetyl-lysine reader. Gene Ontology annotation, molecular function: protein binding. The coding region runs from base 385 to 5154 and encodes 1589 amino acids. Gene Ontology annotation, cellular component: CERF complex. The transcript has 19 exons. NCBI's taxonomy places the organism in Eukaryota, Metazoa, Chordata, Actinopteri, Pleuronectiformes, Cynoglossidae. The record is from RefSeq and is a predicted model, not a curated record. Gene Ontology annotation, biological process: single fertilization; chromatin remodeling.